CUCCCAUUGUCCACGAAAAUUUACUUCUCCGGUUUUGAUACUAAUCCAAUUAGUUAGAUUGUAUCGUUUGUAUAUGUAAUGUGAUAAACUUCCAAUAUUGUAAUAUUAUAAAGUAUAUUUAAAUAGCAAAUGAGCACCCUAAACUAAAUUUUGUGCUCAGCUAACAAAAAUUUCAUUUCCUGUUGAAAUUGUCUCGACUUCCGGUCUGAAAACUAGCACAGUUUGUUUUGUUUUGAAAUACCUGAAAAUGGGGAAGAAACAACAUCAGAAAGACAAAUUAUAUUUGACCCAUUCUGAAUGGACCCAUGAAUGGGGUGGAUAUAAAGGUACCAAGAAUACUGGAAGUAAUUCUCGAUUCAGACGUCUACCGUUUCACUGUUGUAGUUUAUCCAUGCAGCCAUUUGAGAAUCCACUGUGUACAAAAGAAGGAAUAGUUUUUGAUCUGAUGAAUAUUGUUCCUUUUCUAAAGAAAUAUGGACUUAGUCCCGUUACUGGUGAGAAAAUGAGCUUCAAAGAAUUGAUCAGAUUAAAUUUCCACAAAAAUAGUGAUGACAAGUAUCACUGUCCAGUAACAUUUAAAAUCUUCAAUGAAAACAGUCAUAUUGUAGCCAUUAAACCUACUGGCCAUGUUUACGCACAUGAGGCUAUAGACAGAUUAAAUUUAAAAGCUAAGAAUAUGAAAGAUUUAAUAACAGAUGAGCCGUUUGAAAGAAAGGACAUUAUUACCAUACAAGAUCCAACUCAUCUAGAUAAAUUUAAUAUUGCUGAAUUUUAUCACAUCAAAAAGAAUCUCAAAGUUACUGAUGAAGACGAAGAGGCAUCAAAGAAAGAUCCACGACAUAAUUUAAAAUCCAUCAAUCAUGAAGCCAAGAAUGUUUUAGAUGAACUUGAUAGAGAUUACAAACCAUCGUCUAUACUGGUAAUAUUAAAUACUUCAAUAUAA
Molecule: messenger RNA, 943 nt
Organism: Patella vulgata (common limpet)
Lineage: Eukaryota; Metazoa; Mollusca; Gastropoda; Patellidae
Product: RING-type E3 ubiquitin-protein ligase PPIL2
Exons: 8
Coding region: 248-943 (231 amino acids)
Biological process (GO): protein ubiquitination
Cellular component (GO): nucleus
Molecular function (GO): ubiquitin protein ligase activity
Source: RefSeq, a predicted model, not a curated record